AUGGAUCGGUCUUCGGUCCUCACCUGCACAUGGUCAAUCGGUCAGUAUCGGGAUGACACUCCGUACUCCAUACUCUGCACUCCGGUGAGUCUUUUCCCCGUGGAGAAAAAAAAGGGUCUUUUCCGAGUUCCCGUACGUCGACUAGAGGCGCAGUGUUUUCUCCAGACUGGAAAUGGCUUAGAUAUCCAUUUCGGCCGACGGCGAACCAUUAUCGGCUUUGAUCUUGGCCUAGUCCUGUGA
This is a messenger RNA of Penicillium taxi, 240 nucleotides long. RefSeq lists its product as uncharacterized. Bases 1 to 240 code for a protein of 79 amino acids. NCBI's taxonomy places the organism in Eukaryota, Fungi, Ascomycota, Eurotiomycetes, Eurotiales, Aspergillaceae. The transcript has a single exon. The record is from RefSeq and is a predicted model, not a curated record.